Lagopus leucura (white-tailed ptarmigan) is the source of this 5214-nucleotide messenger RNA. RefSeq names its product cytoplasmic polyadenylation element binding protein 2 (gene CPEB2). Gene Ontology annotation, molecular function: mRNA regulatory element binding translation repressor activity; translation factor activity, RNA binding; ribosome binding. NCBI's taxonomy places the organism in Eukaryota, Metazoa, Chordata, Aves, Galliformes, Phasianidae. The transcript is spliced from 11 exons. Gene Ontology annotation, biological process: negative regulation of cytoplasmic translation. The record is from RefSeq and is a predicted model, not a curated record. Gene Ontology annotation, cellular component: neuron projection; nucleus; cytoplasm. Bases 1 to 2652 code for a protein of 883 amino acids.
AUGGGGGACCCCGGCCCGCCGCCGGCCCCCAGCCGCAGCCCCAGCCCCGGGCCGCCGUGGUCCUUCCCCUCGCCGGCAGCCGCCUCCCGUUCCUCCUCCUCCUCCUCCUGCCCCUUCUCACCCACCGCGCCCGGUUCCUCCGCACUGUUCCCGGCGCAUCCCCGCGGCGCGCAGGAGGAGCGGCCGCCGGUGGUGACACAGCAGCAGCCGGGCGGCGAGAGGCUGGGCAGCGGCCCCGCGCCGGGACACCCCCCUCCCGGCCACCCCUCCUCCGACUUUAAACCCGCUCUCGGCCCCCAGCAGGAUUUAAACAAGCAGCAACCGCAGCAGCAACCGCCGCCUCCUCCUCCGCCGAGCCAGAAGAGGAAAGAGUUGAAGCCGCCGCCGCUCAGCCCAGCCCAGCUCGGCGGCAGCCACCCCCCCGACUAUCAUCGCCACCCCCCUCAGCAGCAGCAGCAGCAGUUCAGCCGCCCCACUGACAAGUACCGGCAGCAGGAGCGCAGGCAGCAGCAGCAGCAGCUCCAGCUCCUCGGCGCUCGCCCCCCGGAGCCGCCGCCGAGCCUCGGGCCCCUCAGCGCCGCCGAGCGCCGGGCGGGCUCCGAGCGGGGCGCCCCUUCCCGCGCGGGGGGACCGGCGCCCGCCGACCCCGAUGUGGGGGUGGCCGCCGCCGCCUCCUGCGUGAAUCCGCCGCCGUCUCCUCCUCGUCCGCGGGCGAGAGCCGAGCCGCCCCCCAUGGAGUCCCCCCCGAACAGCCACUUGCUGGGCAGCCCCGGGACCCUCCUGCCCGGCGGGCUCGGCUCCGGCUUCAGCAGCCUGCAGAGCCCGGAGAUCCCCAGCCCCCAUCACCAGAGCGGGGGCGGCUCCUCCUCGGCGGCUUCCCCUCCUCCUCCGCCGCUGCCCGGCUUCGGCACCCCCUGGUCGGUGCAGACCUCGUCGCCGCCUCCGCAGCAGACGCAGCAGCCUCCGGUCUCCAGCGGCGGAGGGCAGAUCAGCGCCAUGCCGCCGCCGAGCCCGGAGUCCGAGACCAGCUUCUACCCGGGGAUCCCGUCGUCCAUCAACCCCGCUUUCUUCCAGAGCUUCUCGCCGGUGUCUCCUCACAACCCGUGCGCCGGGCCCUUCAGCAGCCCCUUCUCGGCCGCCGCCCCCCCGCCGCCGCCGCCGCCGCAGAUGAAUUUACCUCAGCAGCAGCAACAGCAGCAGAACCGGAGGUCCCCGGUGAGCCCGCAGCUCCAGCACCAACACCAGGCGGCCGCCGCCGCCGCCGCCUUCCUGCAGCAGCGGAACUCCUACAACCACCACCAGCCUCUUCUGAAGCAGUCACCCUGGAGCAAUCAGAGUAGUGGCUGGAGCACAGGAAAUAUAUCCUGGGGAGGAAUGCAUGGCAGAGACCAUCGUAGAACUGGAAACAUGGGAAUUCCAGGAACUAUGAACCAGAUCUCUCCUUUGAAGAAACCCUUUUCUGGUAAUGUCAUAGCUCCACCUAAAUUUACUCGCUCCACUCCAUCACUGACUCCAAAAUCAUGGAUUGAAGAUAAUGUUUUCCGAACUGACAACAACAGUAAUACUCUCCUUCCCUUGCAGGAUCGAAAUAGAAUGUAUGACAGUCUGAAUAUGCACUCUUUGGAAAACUCCCUUAUUGACAUUAUGAGAGCAGAGCAUGAUCCACUUAAAGGUCGCUUGAGUUAUCCACAUCCAGGGACUGACAAUCUUCUGAUGUUAAAUGCAAGGAGUUAUGGGCGAAGACGAGGCCGUUCUUCCCUCUUCCCGAUAGAUGAUGGUUUGUUGGAUGAUGGUCAUAAUGAUCAAGUUGGAGUCUUAAAUUCACCUACCUGCUAUUCUGGUCAUCAGAAUGGGGAACGAAUUGAGCGUUUUUCUCGGAAAGUGUUUGUCGGAGGUCUUCCACCAGAUAUUGAUGAAGAUGAAAUUACUGCUAGCUUCAGACGAUUUGGGCCUUUGGUAGUAGAUUGGCCUCACAAAGCAGAAAGCAAGUCCUAUUUUCCACCAAAAGGUUACGCAUUCCUCUUAUUCCAAGAAGAGAGUUCUGUCCAGGCACUGAUUGAUGCCUGUAUUGAAGAAGAUGGAAAGCUCUAUCUAUGUGUUUCCAGUCCUACUAUCAAGGACAAGCCAGUUCAGAUCCGUCCCUGGAAUCUCAGUGAUAGUGAUUUUGUGAUGGAUGGUUCGCAGCCACUUGAUCCUCGGAAAACAAUUUUUGUUGGAGGAGUCCCUAGACCAUUAAGAGCUGUGGAAUUGGCAAUGAUCAUGGACCGUCUGUAUGGUGGAGUUUGUUACGCAGGAAUUGAUACUGACCCUGAGCUGAAAUACCCAAAAGGUGCUGGACGUGUUGCUUUUUCCAAUCAGCAGAGUUACAUUGCUGCCAUCAGCGCUCGGUUCGUUCAACUUCAGCAUGGCGAUAUAGAUAAACGAGUGGAGGUAAAGCCAUAUGUGUUGGAUGACCAGAUGUGUGACGAAUGCCAGGGCGCACGAUGCGGUGGAAAGUUUGCUCCUUUCUUCUGUGCCAAUGUCACUUGCCUGCAGUAUUACUGUGAGUUUUGUUGGGCAAAUAUCCACUCCCGUGCAGGACGUGAAUUCCAUAAGCCAUUGGUAAAGGAGGGGGCUGACCGCCCGCGUCAGAUCCACUUCCGCUGGAAUUAAACAUGGUGAACCAGCAUCUACAUAAGGAAAGAAGGGUGCAUGUGGCUUACUGUGUUUGAAGAUACUGACAUGCAGAAGAAAUAAGUGCAUUCUUCUGCUUUUCACCCCAGCUAUCAAUACAUGCAUCUUUAUCAGCAGCCAAAACACUACAAGCCUCUUGUUUUUCACCAAAACCCUACAUCUCAGGCUUACUAAUUUUUGUGAUAUUUUCAUGUUAAAAUAAAAUGUUUUUUUGUAUUUUCUCCAAGUUAUUUUUAUAUGUAAAGUUAAAACUAGAUAUGAGAAUGUUUUUGCGUAGGGGCACACAGUCUGCUGCUAUAUUUAGUGGGUGAAGCGUGCACUUAUUUCUAAACAUGGGUUUUUAACUUCAAGAUCUGCCCCAGUAAUUUACCAAAGGUAGCAAAAUAGUGAAGAUGGAAUAUGUCUGCUACAAAAAGCUUAUUUUUAUUGUUGUUGCUAUUUUCAGUGUAUACAUAAACUAAAAAUUAGGGUUGAUUUUUUGCUCUCCAUUUUGACUUGCAAGAAAUAAUACCUCAAGAUAAUCUGAUUUAUUAGCUAUUUUUAAACAUUUUUAAUCACAAGCUGUAUUAGCUUUGCUGCUAUAUAGGUGUUAUGUGUAAUGCCACCUAUUAAUACGGGAUUGAAACGUUUAAGACACACUGCAUUACAGAUUAAAUGCAGGCAGCACAAUAUGGCUUAAACUGCCAUAGUUUUAGAAUGUGAAAAAAUUGCAUGUUUACUUACCUGUAUAAACCAUAUGCAUGCACUAGAACUAUUAAUUAACAAGAGGUGAGUUAUUGCAGAUGUUCAAAAAAGGCUCUCUUGAAACUAGGUAGCAUGAGCAAAUUUACAAAAUUUGUUACAAAAAACAAACUUGCAUGCAUUAUUGUGACUGAAGUAAAAAGAUGUCCUACAUGUGUACAAUAUGCAAAUUAGUUUUAGACUAGAAGUGCAGCCAUUUUGUGACCUGGUCAGUAGUGGAAUUCAAUUUUAUGCAGACUGGAUGUAAUAUUGUAAUCCCUGUGCAAUUUUGUGACGUGUGCUUCUAAUUAAUGUGGCGUGUCGUAGCGUAGAUUCGAGUUUGAGUACGAAGCUAGCAUUUAACCAGUUCUUUUCAACCCCCUUGAUUGCUCAUGGUUGAGAUUUCCUCUACAAACCAAAGAUGGCCAGCACACUGCUAACCAGUCACCAAAUGUGAAACCCACGGCAAAUACGUACAAAAAUAUGUAAGAAUGCCUAAUGCUUUAGAAAUCAAAUCUAAGUAAAGUCAAAAUGGAGAAGGUGUAAUAUACAGACGGCUAGUUGCAUAACAAACUCAAUUUUACCUUUAAGACAACAGUGAAAUUUGGCUUGAAAUCUCGCUUACAUGUUUGACCUGUGUGCGUUGUGGUCUUCUGUCAAACUGGGGUCACUGUUGCAUGAGAAGUAGCUGCUUGACAGUCGAGGACCGUGCUUUUGUUUCAAUGAAGGAGUUCUAGUGAUGACAUUGCUUGCAGAUUUCGAAAAACGCCGUUAGGACAGAGGCAAUAUUUAACUGAGCACCAAGAGAAAACCGUAGUAGCGUUUGCUUCUAUCUCAGAGCAUCCUAAUGCAACUAGGCCCGCCUUGUGAAUGGGACGCAGCUAUUCUGCAGUCUGAGCGAGCGCUCAGUGGCAAAUGUCAAAGUGCAGAAGUAAGAGCCUGAUGCUAGAGUUGAAAUUACGAGGGCGUUGCUCCUGGCAGUCCCUCGGGACAAUCCUUCACGUAAUAAGCAAAGUGUUGAUCUUAUCUUGGUUGUCUAUGGUGUGCUUUUUUGUACUGUACAACCUGUGGUUCAUGUCUAACUCUGCUGUUUUAUUGUGGUUGUGGUUCAAGUUUUUAAUGUUUAAAGUUGAUGCUGUUUUAAGAAGAGCUUUUUACUAAUUUAUUUGUCGAUGUUCCCUAUUUGUUACCUAACCAUAAUCCUCCAGAUUUUUUGGAGUAUUCUUUUCUAACCUUAACCCUGCCAAACCUUGAUCCAUUUUGACAUUUGUUAUGCACUAUUUUUAUAUCUCUGUGAGAGAUUUUUCCAACAGUCAGCUAUUUUAAGGCACACUUUUUUUGACUGAUGACAUCUCCUUUGCUAUACCUCAAUUUUUGGAAUUUAGAAAAGAAAUCGGUAGUUUUGCAAUGUUAAUUAUUUAGAUAUAAUUUAAUUCUGCAGAUUUUUUUAAACUUUAUUUUCAUAUUUUCUGCUUAACGUUGAAAAUUGAAGAGCCUUUAAAUAUAUUAAAUAACGAACACUAACACGAAAACGGGAGAAAUUGGAAGUAAUUGGAGAUGUUGCAAACGGCUUCCCCUGUUUCAGUGGAGCGACGUGAGUGAGUCGCAGGGGACAAACAGGGAAGCCCUUCCUUGGCAUGGGUAAAAGUAACUGCAAUGCCUGAUUUACCUGUCCCUUCAUUUCUGGAGCUGCCCGACUGACGCUUGUCGCGCCCUGCACCACCUCCUUUUUGUUGUUUUCUUUUGUUCUCUUUUUUUUUAUCGACUGAGUUCUUGUUUUCUAACUGUUGAACACUGUAUUUGAGUUGGUUUUUUUUUUUU